Hypoxylon fragiforme is the source of this 1154-nucleotide messenger RNA. RefSeq lists its product as uncharacterized. The record is from RefSeq and is a predicted model, not a curated record. The annotation marks the transcript as partial. NCBI's taxonomy places the organism in Eukaryota, Fungi, Ascomycota, Sordariomycetes, Xylariales, Hypoxylaceae. The transcript has a single exon.
CAGCAGCAGCAGCAGCAGCAACAAGAAGGACUAGAGCCGUUCCCCGAGCUCGACCUCAAUCCGCUGGGGAUCCAAGAUCCGUCCGGGUCGAUGUGUUACGAGAACCUCGGGCACACUGGCGGCAUGCAGCCGGUCGAGCAGCAGUAUGCUAGCCACCCGGGCUCGGUGUCGCCGUACGGGCACUCGCCGCACCCGGGGCAUAACGGCGGCGGCUUUUACAACGCUUGAAUGUGAAAAAUAAAUAAAAAGUUCUUUGACCUAGAUACCUGUUAGGUAUCUAGGUAUCUACGUUUUCUCUUAUGCGAUCUCAUGCGAUCUUACGCUAUGUUUGCGAUUCCCUUUUUAUUGGCAGAUAUUAUACCCAUAGGUACUCCUUCUCACCCCCACACCGAGCUGGAGUUUGCAGGAUGGCUCCCCACUGUUUCUCGAUAUGAUUUUUCUUUUUCUUUUCUUUGCUUUUCCUUUUUUAACCACUUACGAUAUCCCGUGGCGUUAUUUGGGUAUGACGGAGAUUUUUCAAUCUAUUCCAAACUUUUUUUUCAUUCGAUUUUCUUUUUUUUCUCCUUGCUACGUUUCGUUUCUAGAUCUUACCCAUGCUACGUUCAGCCACAAUACGUAACUUGCUUGACGUCAGGUGUCUCUCCUACAUCAAGUAUCAAGUAUCAAGUAUCACGGGCACAAGUCUUCUUUUUUUUUUUCUUCCUUUCUUUCCCGCAACGUUAUCUUUGGGGGGAUGGGAGGCUAUAUAUGUCUGGUGGCAAUGAAUGACUUUAAAGGGGUUCUUUCUUUCUCUAUGCUAUGAAUGCCCUUCGAGGUAAGGGGAUAUGACUGGAUUAGAUACACAAAUCAACCUCCUCUCUAAGGGGGGCUUGAAAAAGAAGCAUCAAAUGUAACGACAGGCAAAUGAACACAAAACACACAGACACACGCACGCAUGUACGCACGUAUGCAAAUAAAGAAACGAACAUCUCUGAGCUAUGCUUGGUUUGGUGGGAGGGAAGGAGGAGGAAAGGCGUCUUUUCUGUUUCGGUCGGUAGUUAUUAUCAAUCAUCUGUUUCGAGUCGGGGUUUCGAGGGUGGUUCCGGCUUUGCUUUCUUCUAGACUACCUACGGACGGUUAUAUAUCUCAAUAGACCUCUCUCGCUUGCUUGUUUA